GGCGGAGGGAGGGGCGGCGGGAGCCGGGCUUUUACAGCCAGCGCCUCCGGGCCGGGGGCGAGGCCGCCGCCUGGCCCGGGGGAGCGCCGGGGGCUGCGUUUUUCCAAGGUUAUCUGGCCUUUUGUGUGGACGGCUUCAGAGAACAUUUCAGGAGUUGGGAAUCAAGUGGAAGUCAGCUGAAUUCUCUUGUGCUCUGCUGAGCCGAAAUGCCAUUCAUGUCUGCGGCAAACGGAAGCCAUGGCAAGGUGUAACAUGGGAGGGAAAUGCACGAAUGGACCAUGUGGCGUGACUCGUUCAGACUGCAGCUCUUCUGCCUGCUCAUGGCAGUGCUGGCUGUUGUGGUGCUGGUCCAUAACUUUUUUCAGUUAGAGCACUUGGAUGAUGACACAGUUUCAGGAUCGAAUUGGAUAACAGAAAACAAUGUCCAGCAUUCUCUGGCACAGAAAGACAAAACCACCAGGAAGCCUUACUGUGGGUACACGCAGCAGACCUUGUCCAAAAGGGAACAAGCGGAGCAGGAAUCGUUGCUUGCUGCAAUACAGUGGCCAAAGCCUCCUGAUGGCAAAAUCGCCUUCGCACAAAGCACUGAUCCCGCACACAGUGACUUUGUGAUUGUGGAACCCAACAGGUUCUUCAAGGUGGGUGAUCAGCUAGAGGUACUCGUUCGUAUGAAGGAUUUCCAAGGAAAACCCAAGCAGUAUGGUGGAGACUAUUUACUAGCACGAAUUCACUCUCCUGCGCUGAAAGCUGGAGCAGUGGGAAGGAUUGUAGAUUGCUAUAACGGCCUUUACAAAGUCUUCUUUACCUUGCUUUGGCCAGGAGAGGUCAAAGUUUCUGUGUCACUUGUCCAUCCGAGUGAAGCAAUCCAAGUCCUCCUGCGCUUACGAGAGGAAAGGCCAGACAGAGUCUAUUUCAAAAGCUCAUUCAAGUCUGGGAGGUAUUCAGAGACUACGGAGUGCAAUGUUUGCUUGCCUGGAGGUCUCCCAGUCUGUAACUUCACAGAUCUCUACACGGGUGAGCCAUGGUUCUGUUACAAGCCUCAAAAACUCUCCUGUGCCAGCCGAAUCAACCAUGCCAAAGGUGGAUAUCUGAAAGGUCUUCUGACACAAGAGGAAAGCCUCUUUUUCCAAAGUGACGUGAAUAUCAAAAGGCCGAUACUCCCCAGUGGACCUGAUUCAGUCAUUGUAAAGGCCAAGGCAUUUACAGAUUCAAGCAGUAUGGACAGACCUGAAGAUCCCACAGCUUCCCCUUCUGGUUAUUAUUAUGAAGACCAGUGGAGGUCCAGAUCACAUUGGAUCCGUAAUUUUAACAAAUCAGAAGAUAUAACUGAAUGCUUACAAGGAAAAGUCAUCCACUUGUUUGGAGACUCUACAAUAAGGCAGUGGUUUGAAUAUUUGACAGCAUUUGUUCCAGACUUGGUGGAAUUUAACCUGGGCAGCCCAAAGAACGUGGGCCCUUUCAUGUCAGUGGACCUGAAGCACAACAUCCUGCUGAAGUUCCGCUGCCACGGGCCGCCCAUCCGCUUCUCCACGGUGUUCAGCAGCGAGCUGCGCUACAUCACCAACGAGCUCAACAGCAUCGUGGGCGGCAGGAACACCGUGGUGGCCAUAACCAUCUGGUCCCACUUCAGCACCUUCCCCGUGGAAGUGUACAUCCGGCGCCUCAGGAACAUCCGCAGAGCCGUUCUCCAGCUGCUGGACCGCAGCCCCAAGACUUCCAUCGUCAUCAGAACCGCCAACGUUCAGGAGCUUGGGCCAGAAGUGAGCCUCUUCAACAGUGACUGGUAUUCCUUUCAGCUUGAUUCUGUCAUGAGGAAAAUGUUCUCAGGAAUUGCUGUGCACUUUGUGGAUGCUUGGGAGAUGUGUGUGGCUCAUUACUCGCCGCAUAAGCUGCACCCUAAUGAAGUAAUUGUUAAGAAUCAAAUAGAUGCAUUUUUAUCUUAUGUGUGUCCUCUGCAAACUUAGCACAAAUGGGUAUCCCUAUGUCACCUUUUGCUAUAGCCCAAGUACAGUUGCUCUUUUGAGCUGUGGAGUGAGGCUGGAUGAUAUGGAAGAACUCUGGAUACUGUACUUGCAUGCGGGAUAAGUAGGGUGGCCUUAAAGUCUGGGCAGCUGUGGUAAAAGAAAGGGUGGUAAAGAGGAAUUGACUCUUCAGGCUACAUCUUCCUGCAAGGUUGAUUCUUUCAAGCUUAUAAUUCAUACCUGAGAUUAUUAGAGAGCACCUUAAAUUAAAUUGGCAGGAUUCAAUAAGAGACUAUUUGGGUUAUUAGCUUUACUAGUUAUCUGCACUGUAUGCCUAAUUUAAUCUGUGUGACAUUGAUUCUGUUGCCAGGGUCUUGUUGCUCAGUGUGUGAAACCUGGGAAGGAUUUUGGAAAUGGUCUUUCUCUUAGCAUUCCAGAGCUUAUGGGAGGUCUCCUCCAGUUGUGUGUCAGAGAAGCAGUGUCUGUUCUUGUUCAAAGUCCUAAUUAGAAACAUGAGGAGAGUGUACCAAAGUCACCAAUAAAGAAGCACAAUCACAAUAUCUGUAGAAUUAAGUCAUGAAGAAUUUGCUGAAAUUUAGCUGAGCACCCUAGUUAGGUACCUUUGUUAUUUACAGAUGGCUGCUAAAUAGUGCAAAUAGCUGGUAUUUAGUUUGGUUUGUUGUACUACUGAAUUUCUUUUGAGCUUUGAUAUAGUCUGCCUCUUGAUUUGUCAUUAGUGAGGAUAUGUGUGUUUUAUGACCUCAGUGAAAAGACUGUCUCAGGCAGUUUCUGCAAGUUCAACUUGCAGGCUCGCCUACUUGAAGCUGAAAGCAUUUGCCGGUGAAAGUGUUUCAUUUGCCAAUGAAAGUUUCCAUUGCCUGCCAGCUGCAGCUGUUCCCUCAGGGUCCUGGGAAGGCAGGCUGCGAUAGUGGCUCUGGUAUGUCCCUCGUGCUAAAUCUGGACGGGGAGGCCAAGUGACCUGAGGGCCCUGGUGUGCUUUGGCACUGGUGGUCAAGGCCACACAGUGACUCCUCUUCAGGGUCUGGCACUUCUGUCAUUUCUUCAUGAGCUUCACUGCUGCCGGUAUAAAAGGGGGAACACCCUGCACCGAAAAGCCAAGCGUGCCCAGGGCUGCCUUGAUCCAUCUGCUUGGCACAGACCCAGGUUUGCUGGGCUGACAGCUCUCUGCCUCCUGGCCUGGCAUUUACUGCUGCUUACUUGAUUGAGCCUGUCUACAGUUUUAACUAGAAGCACUUUGAAAACAAUUUGUAAUAAAGUCAACUCCCAAAUUAAACAGCAGAGAAGUGUUCCAUGCUGUCUUAUCUUUGGUCCCACUCAGGCCAAAGCCAGUCUUCACUGGCUUGUGUCAAAACCAAGCUGAGUUUGUGAGCAAACUGAGAAGAUUAAUAAGGCAAAUUGGCAGGUUGCACAGGGUGAAAUUAUCAAAAUGUCUUCAUGUUAGCAAAGUUUCACUCCUUGUUAGGGUUGCUGCUCUCCUAAGGGAGUUUGUGCUGUUACUGCCAGAGCCCUAUGAGAGCCAAUGCUGCCAGCUACAGCAACAGUGUUCCUUAUUGUGUUCAUUUUAAAGGGCAACUGAGAAGUGGUUUAAAAACAAAUACAAAUAAUUUUAGCAUGUAAAAGGCAUCAGUACUAUCCAUCUGUAAACUUUACAAUUUAAAAAUGUUUAAACAUGUCUGGAGGAAUUGUAUACACUGAAAUAGCACCUAUUCUUAGCAGUUAAGAGGUCCAAUUUGCUGAUUCCUACUGACAACUGCCUCACACAGCAUCUGCCCAUACAUUAGUGUCAGGUAACUAUUGCCUACUUUAAUAUGGUAAUGGCAAUUUAUCCUCUGCUAAAAAGAGGCCACACCAAUUCAGGUCUGGGAAAGUAAGCUACCACAAUGAAAAAUGAACUUUCAUCUUUUCCAGUUGUGAUUUUUAUAAUAGGUAAAGUCUUUCAUCCUGAAUAACAACUCUAUCCUAAUAAUGCUCAUGGAAAUAGGACUUCAGACUUCUUUGAAGGAAACGACUGAAUUUGUGGACUGACCAUUAGGUUUAACUCAUAAAGCCAUAUUGUGUGUGAAAAUGUUGUGGCUGCAUGUGUCUUCUCUGGGUGUUGUAGUGCUUGCUACUGCUCCUCAACAGCAGCUUUAUAUCACUGUUAGCUACCAAGCACAGAGAGAGAAGAAAAUAUUCAUUUGAGUACUUGGACAGCUGAGGGAAAGAGAACAGAACUGCUAUUAGAAAAGGUGUCUAAUUGCCUUCUGGUAGAACCUCAGCCUUUAGAUUAAUUAGAUUAAUUUUUUAAUAACAGAUGAACUAACUUAUUGGUAAUGAACUUCAGGGAAAUUGCCAGUUGGUUUAGAAUGAGGGUCAAGAUUUUAUUUUUUUGGGGCUCUAAAAUAGACAGGGAAGAGAAAUGAAGAAUCUGAGGAUUUACCCAUGUUUGGGGACACUGUGCUUUUAGAUGUCAUUCAGGUGAUCUACGAAUGGUUUUUCAUUUCUCUUCUCAUCUUGUUACCAUCUAUCUCAUGUUACCAGUUGUGUAUGUAUGGGAUAUGCAAACACAGAAGCAAUAAAAUAUUUUUAAAACAGUUUCUUUAAACUUCUAAAUGGAUUUUAAUAGGGACUUAGGUUAAGGUGUUGGUUAUUUUUGAAGUUACUUAAUGUGAAACAGGACUGGAAAGGAAAUUUUCAGCAUCUGUUAAAUAUCUUCCUCAACAUAAAAAAAAAUAAUUCACAAGGUUUUUCAAAGCCCUGUCUUCCCUUUCUGUGCAUUUUCUUCUUUUGAAAGGAAGAUGUCUUAUUUUUUAUAUUUUCAUUCUUGUACUGAUAGUUUUGAUUAUUAAUCUUUCAUUAGAUAUUUUUUAUUUUUAAAUUUCUUCAUUCAAAAUCCAGGUCUCUCAAAUUCCAGUGAAAGAAACUACUUUUGUUUUUAUUAGAAGAUUUCAGAGUAAUUUAUUUAUAAAGUAAGUAAACUCAAUUUUAUAUAUACUAGUGUUGCACUGUAAUAUUGAGUCUUGUUUCUCAUGUGUAUCUUCUUAGGCUGAUUUCUUCCUUCUAGAAAUUUAGUAAAAAUGUUAGUUGAAUUGUUGAUGAGAAGGGAGGAUAAAAAGCAAAAGUUUGUCUUUUUUCAAGUUUUCAGUUGCUUCUAAUUUCAUCUGCAAAUGUAGCACUGCUUUGUGAGAUUUAAAUUACCAUUUUUCAUUGCUUUACUUGUUAUAGGUAAGCAAUUAAACAUGGAAACUUUGCUUACCACAAGUGUCUGUACAACUUUUUAUGUACUGCAGGUGACAAUUUCAUGACAAAGAUGGUUUGAAUUUGCCCUCUAGAGGGGUGGAGGAUACUGGGGUUUUGCUUUGGUUUUGUUGCAGUAGUGUGGUUUAAAACAUUCUUCCAUUCAUGACAGUUUAAGUAACAGCAAAAAACUUCAGUCACAAAUGUGUUUUUCAUUUAUAAAGCACUUACUCCUUAAUUCCAGAUAAUUUAAUGUAUAUUUAGACUGUUAGGAAGGCUCUUACUCUCUGUUGGGAGCAGAACUCUGUAUGUUAGAGAAAGAACUUGUUUUUUUUCUAAUAUAUGUAUGUUAUUGUAAUGCUUACAAUAUACAGAAGGCUCUACUGUCUUGUUUCCUGAUGCGAUCAGAAAAACAAUUUAAAUAGCCAAAAAGCUCAAAGAAAAACAAAGUUCCUAAUAAAGAGGGCAAGUUUACUUGAA
Messenger RNA from Passer domesticus (house sparrow), 5678 nucleotides. It is a transcript of the gene NXPE3, whose product is annotated as neurexophilin and PC-esterase domain family member 3. The record is from RefSeq and is a predicted model, not a curated record. The transcript has 7 exons. Lineage: Eukaryota; Metazoa; Chordata; Aves; Passeriformes; Passeridae. Bases 264 to 1964 code for a protein of 566 amino acids.